This is a messenger RNA of Gigantopelta aegis, 3824 nucleotides long. Its product is annotated as caprin-1-like. The coding region runs from base 58 to 1908 and encodes 616 amino acids. Gene Ontology annotation, molecular function: RNA binding. The record is from RefSeq and is a predicted model, not a curated record. Lineage: Eukaryota; Metazoa; Mollusca; Gastropoda; Neomphalida; Peltospiridae. The transcript has 11 exons. Gene Ontology annotation, cellular component: cytoplasm.
GUUGGGAACGAAACACGUGAAGUUGUCUGUCUUUAUGCUGGUUGUUGCUGUUGAAGAAUGCCUGCUGCCUCUACAAAAACCGACACUAAAGCCUCUACGGAGGUGACAAGUGCAAUCCAACAAGCUAUUGCUGUUGUGGACAAAAAAGUCCGCAAUCUCGAGAAACGAAAGUCAAAGUUGGAUAUCAUCCGAAAGAAAGCUGAAGAUGGAUUUGAGCUGGAGCACGAUCAGCAGGUAGCAAUAAAAAAAUAUGAACUGGUUAUCCAGUCGUUGGAAUUUGCUAGAGAGCUGAAGAUGCAGUUUGUGACCAUUAAUAAUGAGACUGAAAAGUUACUUCGGAAGCAAGCGAAGCGAGAGAAAAUCGAGAAGCAAGCUUUGGAGACUAAGAGAAUUCGUGAGCUGUUAAAGCUACAAACUUUGCUUGAUAACAUGGGCUCUGAUAAAGUGCGGAAUGAUUUUAAGACGGGAAAGCAUGGAGCUGUGGUUCUAACAGAAGAAAAUCUGAAUCAGCUGGAUGAGUUGUACCAGCUGAUCAGUCCGUCUCGGGAUGACGACAACUACGCCGAACAGUUGGCAUCGGCGGCCGAGCACAUCGUCAGCCUGCUCGACUCGAAGGAGAAGGAGGUGGUGGGGACCACGUACAAGGAGCUGAAGGACCUCAUCAACCUCAUUGGUGACUGCGGAUAUUUCGAGAAUGCACGCAAAGCCGAAGAACAGGUGGAAGCCCCAGUAGCCAAGGAGACAGAAGACAUAGUUGAGAAAAUGGGUAGCGUUGACGUGGCUGUUGCGAGCGAAGUGGCUCCGGAACCGGAGGAGCUAUCGUUCGACCAAGUGAUUGUCCAGCCGGAGAGUGGGACAAUGGACAAGGUGCCCAGCAGUCAGAUCAGUGAAAUCCAGCAAUCAGCAUUCUACACAGACAGCUACACUGAGCAGCGGCAGAAACCCGUCGACGAAAUCAUCACACCGAUGCAAGGAACUUUCAACUUUCUCCAAGAAUCAACUAUUGACAUUGAAUCAUCUCCACACUUAGACCCGGCUGUGGUUGCUGCACAGCCUAUGUCUCGCCAGCCCAGACAGACCGACCCGUUAACACAGCCCACGUUCGGCAGACCUGGCUUUGGUGACCAGCUCAGCAAGACGGCCGAUUCCGUGUCCAACGAUCAGCCUAAGCCAUACUCUCAAGCAGCAGAUCCCAACAUUGGGCUCGACUUUACUAGUUCAUCAUUCGGCCAGAGUGGCCUGUCACAGAACUUGCCUGGCGAUUCCAUGUUCCCUUCAGUGGGCGAUUCCACGCCGCAGAUUUCACACACCAUGAUAGGCCAAUCGGUAACAGAGAAUUCCGUUUCGCAGUUUGACUUGCCUCCAUCAAUACCCAUGCCUCCCACGCAGGACGACUCUGAGGAUGCGAGCCAGGCAGAGAAGAAGUUCACAAUGAACGCCAGUGCGCCGGUAUUCCAGUCGAUGUACUCCCAGUCGGGAUCGCAGGGCGCCCUGUCUGAGACAGGAUCACAGCAGGGACCCGCCAGCCAGGACGCGGACUCACCAACAUAUCAGAACAACCGUUAUGCCGGUGAUGGAGCGCAGAGAGGUGGUCGAGGAGGUAAUGGAUUCCGGGGCAAUCGGGGAGGAUCUAGAGGAGGGUCUUCCAGCAAUGGGAUGCAGAAUGGCUUCACUCGAGGACAGGGAAGUCGUGGUAGAGGAGGAUCAAAUUACCAAGGCUUUCCACCGCGGAAUGACUACCGUCCAGACGGUUACCAAGGAUACAACAAUAACACAAACAGCGGAGGAUCUGGAUUUCAAAAACGUGGUGGUGGUACUAAUAGCUCAAGAGGAGGUGCAGCAGCCAUGAGGAACAUGCGUGGGCGAGGUGGUGGAUUCAGCCGCCCAGCACCAGCACCGUAUCAUUAACAACGGUGUAACAGAACACACUUCGUGCAGCUGUGUACACUGACUUGAGAAAUAUUCUUGGACCUCCAUCGUGAAAAUCUCCCUGGAUUCAACAUUCUUUUGUAUAUUUAUAUGUUUUGGGGGGUGGGACUUUCUUACAUUUCCUUGUGAAGUUGUAAGAAAAAUAUGCACUCAUUUUCUUUUUAAGGGAGGUUUUGGUCCAAAAAUAAUUCAUUGUGUUUGCGGUUGCAUGGACAUGUGUAGGUGUGGUGUGGCAAAUUUCAACGGACAACAACAAAACAACGGACAAUACGAUUUCAACAGGUGUAACAUUGACCCAAACAAAUGGGGUAAAAUUUCAAAACUGACGAUAACAAGAAGAAAAAAACACAAGGGCAUGUUCCAACAUCUGUGCACUUGUUCUAUGUUCCACAACAUUUUUGUUCAAAGGUGUUGCAUUCUGUCAUGUUCACUCUCAAACUGCAUAUUUUUUAUGUUUAUGUCAUUCAGUAUUGUUUCAUUAUAGUGCUUUUGAACAUGAUUGUAUGUGUUUCUUUUGAACAAAUAUAAAUUUCAUAUUGAAAAAAAAAAAAAAAAAAAUGCAAAAGAAUAAAUGAGCUUUAUGUUACAAUAGAAAUAUGAUGCCUUCCAAUAACCUAUGGUACAUCCAAAAUUUAAUGUAUAAUGUAUGUAUAACCGAUAGCUGCACUUUAUAGUUCAACUAGUUGCACUAAUUUUCAAAUGAUAUUUGGUUGGGUGUUUUUGGUCACUAAACUAAUAUAAAAUGUAUACAGAAAGUGAAUUAAUGCAGAGAAGAGAAUACCCCCAAAAUAAAUGGUAUAUUUGGUCUGCAUGUUUGAACUAAUGUGUUAAAUAUUACUUUCAUUCCGACAUACUAGAUAAUGACGAUUAUUUAGUAAAAUGUCACCAUAUUCUUGUGAGGCAUGAAGGCCUCAUAAGUUGUCUUUGGUUCAUUGUACAAUAAAAUAGGUUUUCAAUCAAUACAUGCAUUUUCAUUAUUUACUUAGUCUAGAUAUUUUAUAUGUACCAAUGUAAAACAAAUGUGAUAGCAAAGGUAGAAUUUGUUUUAUUUUUGAAAAAGUUUGUGAUAGUAAUAGUGUUAACACUUGUUGUUGGAAGGUAUUGUAUUGUUGUCAACAGAUACAUAUAUUAUUUUUUUUAUAGGUGAAAGAAGCAGCAGAUUAUUUAUUAUUUUUACAAGUAGUUAAUCUGACCUUAGUGUGGUUGGCAAGUUAAUCUGACCUUAGUGCUGUUAGCAAGUUAAUCUGACCUUAGUGUGGUUAGCAAGUUAAUUUGACCUUUGUGUGGUUAGCAGAUUGGUCUGAUCUCUCUCCUCAAAUGGAAAUGCACUGUUGUACGUUUUUAAAAUGAAACGGUCAAAACACGAUUACGUCCACUUGUCUUGGUUUACUUCUGUUAAUUUUUCUUUUAAUUUACAUUUCAGCACUCGUGCAAGUUUGUUUCCAUUAUACAGAGUUACAAUUCUAAUGAAUAAGUAUGAAUAAUAGAACAUUGCAGUAAAGAUUUACUGUUCACAGAACAGUUAUUUGCAUGCUUUCGUAAUUGUGUCAAUUGUACAGCUCGGUAUUGUUCGUAUAUUUUUGCUUCAUUUAUUGUGGGGAAUGAACAUAUGAUAAGUAAUUAAAAAUAAUAAUAAUUAAAAAAUUUCACUAAAGUGAAGUUAUUAUUGAUAAAUACAGGUAACUUAUUUUAACAAGUUGAUUUUCUGUACAAGUGGAUGUGUGGUUUUCAGCCACAUUAAGGUCAGUAGUCUGGUGCUUCUUGUUUUCAAGCAAAAUUAAAGUUUUGUUUUGCAAGUAUUAUGAAUCACUUGCACUACUGGAGUGUAACAAUUUUCAAAAGAUUUGAUUUUCUUUUUUUGCUUCUACAAUCAAAUAAAUGUUUCUUCUGAAUUA